AACGCGACUCUUUGGACGGCGACGGCCGCCACGUCGCACUGGAUCCGCCACGCUGCGACGCGGCUUGUACUCAAGCAGUUCAUCGACCAGAUCAAGCCCGUCUCCGAUGUCCGCGCCAGUGCUGAGGAGAGAGUGCCCGACGAAGAGUGCAUCUGCAACAACGACUACAUCGCCCGAUUGCAGACUUGGUUUCGGGAGCAGGCGGAGAAGAACGAGGACCACCCACCGUCUCCUCCUACAGAGGCAGGAGAGAUGUUGGCGGACCACGACGCCAUCGAGGACCUCAGGAAGGGGAUCAACGAGUGCGAGCGGCUGCUGCCAAGGACGCUGCCGCCCACUGGCGCGGCCGACUGGCAGCCCAACUUUUACGUCUUCGACCACGCGGCACAAAGUUCCAAGGGCGCGGCUGGCUUCGACGGCUGGACGGGCGUGGAGCUUCGCCUCGUCGCCAGGCUCGCCCCUGACAUGAUGCACGAGCACUACAACUUGUGGCGCAACACCACCCGUAAGAUCGUCUCCAACAGCAUCGACGACAUCGUGGCCAUGCAGCUGUUCAGCUGGAAUCUCGCUGGCAUUCCGAAGAACGAGGACGACUCGAUGCCCAUCGCCGCGGGCCCCUGCACCCUCCGUCACUGGCCGCCCGCCCUCGCGACGGCAGCCCCCGAGCCGCCGACCCACAAGCGGGC
Prorocentrum cordatum is the source of this 686-nucleotide messenger RNA. The record is from the annotation of a GenBank genome assembly. NCBI's taxonomy places the organism in Eukaryota, Dinophyceae, Prorocentrales, Prorocentraceae.